Aspergillus pseudotamarii is the source of this 732-nucleotide messenger RNA. Its product is annotated as LOG family protein. The transcript is spliced from 2 exons. Gene Ontology annotation, molecular function: hydrolase activity, hydrolyzing N-glycosyl compounds. Lineage: Eukaryota; Fungi; Ascomycota; Eurotiomycetes; Eurotiales; Aspergillaceae. Gene Ontology annotation, biological process: cytokinin biosynthetic process. Gene Ontology annotation, cellular component: cytosol. The record is from RefSeq and is a predicted model, not a curated record. Bases 1 to 732 code for a protein of 243 amino acids.
AUGGCGAGUGUUCCGCAAGAUAAACCUGCGGUUGUCUGUGUAUUCUGUGGCUCAGUCUCCGGUAACAACUCCGUUCACCUGGAGACAGCCCGAGCCCUUGCACACGAGUUUCACAAGAACAAUAUCCAACUUGUCUACGGCGGCGGCACAGCGGGCCUCAUGGGUGAAUUGGCCCGCACCCUCGUUUCUCUUUCCGGGCCCCAAGCAGUGCACGGUAUUAUCCCCCGAGCCCUGGUCAAAGUCGAGCCCGGCUAUGACAAUGCGCAAGAGGAGAGGAGCCCUUCCGCCGUUGUAAGCGGGAAAGAAGCAGAGCGGGUCGUCAAGGAGCCUAUGGGUAAGAUCGGGACGCUGAAGGAGUCAGAGUACGGGUAUACCACCAUCGUCCCAGAUAUGCACACGCGCAAGCGCAUGAUGGCUGAGAAGGUCCGAGAGGGUGGUCCGGGAUCGGGCUUUGUGGCGCUGGCGGGCGGGUUCGGAACUAUCGAGGAGGUCAUGGAAAUGACUACCUGGAAUCAGCUGGGAAUCCAUAAGCUUGGCGUGGUGUUGCUCAAUGCCAAUGGGUAUUGGGAUGGUGUGCUAGCGUGGGUGAAGAACUCAGUCCACGAAGGCUUUGUCAGUCCUGAGAACGGUGAGAUCUUGGUUGAGGCCAAGGAUGUCAGUGAGGUUUGGCCCAAGCUGGUUAGUUACAAGAUUAGCAAUGGGAGGAUGCAAUUGAAUUGGGGAGAGGAGUAG